AGGGCCGAGAAGACGGGUGUGUGUACCUUUAAGAGAAAGGGAAAGCAGGAAGUCGCUCUGGGGCAGCCAGAGGAGCUGCAAACUGACUGGGUCGCCUGCGUGGAGCUUGAAUGGGGUCUCGCUGACCAAGCCAGUUGAGCUGUGAUCUCUCGAGAGAACCGACUGUCCGAUUUCAGGUGGUUUCCUAUCCCAGCUCAGACUUCCUUCAACUACUUGCAUUCAGAGUCUCUCCUGGAAAAGGGAUCUGAAGACUUGGAUUUCCCAACAUCAUUUUGCAUAAGUGGGAGGAGAAAUUGCUCAGCUGAUGAAACACCUGACCCAGCUUGUUUCUUGCCUGCUGGUGACAUUUGCUGCCUGCUUCCAUCUACCUUGCAGCACGUAAGCAGACCACUGCCUUUCUGGCCAUGCAAAGCACGCUGAACUACCUCUGGAAAACGGAUGAUGUGCUGGGUCAAGGUGCCACAGCCAGUGUGUACAAAGCCCGUAACAAGAAAUCAGGAGAACUGGUUGCUGUGAAAGUCUUCAACAAUGCCAGUUACAUGAGACCUCAGGAGGUGCAGAUAAGGGAGUUUGAGGUGCUGAGGAAGUUAAACCACCAGAACAUUGUCAAGCUUUUUGCUGUGGAAGAGAUUGAAAGCUGCAAACAGAAGGUGUUGGUGAUGGAGUACUGUUCAGGUGGGAGCCUGCUGAGCCUCUUAGAAGACCCAGAAAAUGCCUUUGGCUUGUCAGAAUCAGAGUUCCUCAUAGUGUUGCACUGUGUAGUGGCUGGCAUGAACCAUCUCCGUCAGAAUGGGGUUGUCCACAGAGAUAUCAAACCCGGAAACAUCAUGAGGCUGGUUGGAGACGAUAACCAAAAUAUCUACAAACUGACUGAUUUUGGGGCUGCCCGAGAACUAGACGAUGAUGAAAAGUUUGAAUCAGUUUAUGGGACAGAAGAAUAUCUUCACCCAGACAUGUAUAAGCGAGCAGUGCUGAAGAAGCCCCAACAGAAGGCUUAUGGGGUGACCGUAGAUCUUUGGAGUAUUGGGGUGACAUUUUACCAUGCAGCCACAGGCAGCCUCCCAUUUAUCCCAUUUGGGGGACCACGCAGAAACAAGGAAAUCAUGUACAAAAUAACUACUGAGAAACCUACUGGAGCUAUAGCAGGAACCCAAGAGCAAGAGAGUGGAGCCAUCAUGUGGACCUAUGAGCUUCCAAUCACAUGUCGGCUUUCUGUUGGGCUGAAGAAGCAGCUCGUCCCCAUCCUUGCAAGCAUCCUAGAGGCUAAUCAAGAGGAGUGCUGGGGCUUUGAUCAGUUUUUUGCUGAAACCAAUGACAUCUUGCAUAGAAAGAUAAUCCACGUCUUUUCUUUGUCGCAAGCUACCAUGCACAAGAUCUACAUCCACUCCUACAACACAGCCCCCAUAUUUUUAGAAGAUGUCUUCAGGCAAACAAAUAUACCUCCCCAUCACCAGGAGUAUUUCUUUGAGGGUUACUCUUUUGAUCUGGAGCCUAACCUGCAAGCGCAUCGUUUCCCCAAAACCACUGAAACCUGCCCUCUUAUCAUGCUGAGCACAGAACUUCAGGAUCCAGUAAUGCUGAGAUACAGAGAUCCUGCUUUGGAGUUCCCAAAAUUCCCCCCAAAAGUUGAUGUCGUUGCAGAUUGCAGCACAGCAAAGGGUGUCCUGACUGCAACUCACCUGACGUUGAGGAUAUCUCAGUCCUUUCUGCAGUGUCAAGAGCUCAUGCUCAGAGGCCUAUAUUGGGUGAGUGAGACCCUGAAAUUGGAGUGUCUGCGGAUUCUAGAGAAGAAGCAAGGUGUGAUGGCAACACUCAGUUGCUUGCAACGAGAAGAGAUGAAGGUUCUGCUGCUGUACGAGACUAUUGCUGGGGUUGGCGAGAUUCCACAGAUUAAAGGCCUGGCAGAACUGAAAACAAGACUUCAAGCUGUUGAAGAAAUUUCUAAAUGUUUCCAAAGCAUCUCUGAUCACCAGUCGGUUGUGCAAUGCAUCCUGUCUGAUGUGGGAAAGAAAAGGAGUCAAAUAAAAGAAGUCAGAAGCAUCCAGCAGAUGGAGGCUUGCCUUGACAAGAUGCAGCUUAUCUACAACCAGUUCAAGAAGACCCGGAAAUGCAGGGGCCUGGGCUACAAUGAACAGCAGAUCCACAAGCUGGAUAAGGUGAAUUUAGGACAUUUGGCAAAAAAGGUUCUUUCAGUUUUCCAGGACAACUGUUUGCAGCAAUACAAAGCUGCUCUUUUGGCACAUGGAAUUAUAAUGAGGAAGGUGUUUGACCUGAAGAAGAGUUUGAAGAAGCUGAACAGAUCUUUAACCUCCUGUAGUGCAGAGAUGUCUGGGUGCCAGGAUUGCCUUGAUAAAGCUUUGGAUGAGUUGCCUCAGAGAAUCCUCCAAGGCAAAACAACACAUUCUGCACCUACAAAAGUUUACAUGAACCAGAAGCACCAAGACAUGGUGUUUGGGAUGCAAGAGCUUCAGGACCAGAUGAAAAUAGUAGCUCACAAUCUCCAGCUCAACAAUAGCAUCAUCCAACGGUUAAAUGGUGUUGCACCAGGACUGUAGGGAUGAGAGUAGGCUGCAGAGCCUGAAAUUAUAAUGCGGGUAAAUCCACAUCGUUGAAGACUUAUUGGGGAGAAAACUUCAUUGUUGAGUCUUAAAGAUGCCUAUGCAUUCUACCUCCCUGCUGUAGCACUUUGAUGUGGAUUUAACAGAGUGGUCCUUCUAACCAGCAUACCUCAAUAGAGAACCAAAUGUGUUUGAUGUGUUUGUUAUGUUUUGAGAGAGAGAAAUAUUGUUUCCCACCCACCCAAUUUUUUUUGUUUGCUUACUCCUGUCAAUCUUCAGCAAUGGAACUGGAGGUUCUUUUCCUUGGUUCAGUGAGGUCUGGCAUUUUGAAGCUUUUCAUGCACUUUUAACAGGCACUAGAGCCUCACUGAACCAAACCUGGCUAGCCGGUUGCCUUGAAAUGUUCGUUGUUAAGUACUAGAAAUACUUAUCUCGGAAGCAAAGAAACUAUACCUCACCGUACUGUUCCUUGGUUGACCUUUGUUCAUUGAUGAGCCCUUUCUG
This is a messenger RNA of Lacerta agilis (Sand lizard), 3062 nucleotides long. RefSeq names its product inhibitor of nuclear factor kappa B kinase subunit epsilon (gene IKBKE). Lineage: Eukaryota; Metazoa; Chordata; Lepidosauria; Squamata; Lacertidae. The record is from RefSeq and is a predicted model, not a curated record. Gene Ontology annotation, cellular component: cytoplasm. The transcript has 21 exons. Gene Ontology annotation, biological process: peptidyl-serine phosphorylation. Gene Ontology annotation, molecular function: protein serine/threonine kinase activity; ATP binding. Bases 405 to 2555 code for a protein of 716 amino acids.